Messenger RNA from Chelmon rostratus (copperband butterflyfish), 2736 nucleotides. It is a transcript of the gene mcm6, whose product is annotated as minichromosome maintenance complex component 6. NCBI's taxonomy places the organism in Eukaryota, Metazoa, Chordata, Actinopteri, Chaetodontiformes, Chaetodontidae. Gene Ontology annotation, biological process: DNA replication initiation; double-strand break repair via break-induced replication; mitotic DNA replication. Gene Ontology annotation, molecular function: single-stranded 3'-5' DNA helicase activity; ATP binding; single-stranded DNA binding. Gene Ontology annotation, cellular component: MCM complex; nucleus. The coding region runs from base 99 to 2600 and encodes 833 amino acids. The transcript is spliced from 18 exons. The record is from RefSeq and is a predicted model, not a curated record.
UUCAGCGUGCUGUCUGUGUCUGUCCGUGAAGCAGCGGGUCAGAGCUGAAUAUUGCAGAACUUUUUGAAGCUUUUGUCGCAGUUUGACGGUGUUUCAGCAUGGAUGUUGCCGCAGCAACCGCGGAGAAUGCCGCAGAGAUGGUGAAGGACGAGUUGGCUGAAAAAUGCCAGAAGUUAUUCCAGGCUUUCUUGGAGGAGUUCCAGACCGGGGAUGGAGAGGUGAAGUAUGUCCGGGAGGCCGAGGAGCUGAUCCGUCCUGAGAGGAACACCCUGCUGGUGAGCUUCACAGACCUGGAGGGCUUCAACCAGGAGCUGGCCACCACCAUCCAGGAGGAGUACUACAGAGUUUACCCCUUCCUGUGUCGGGCAGUGCGAAACUUUGCUCGGGAUCAUGGAAAUGUUCCUCUCAACAAAGAGUUCUACGUAGCCCUCGAGGAUCUGCCCACCAGACACAAGAUCCGUGAGCUGUCAUCCAUGCGUAUUGGCAGCCUGGUGAAGAUCAGCGGUCAGGUGGUGAGGACACACCCAGUGCACCCUGAACUGGUGAGUGGCACCUUCCUGUGCAUGGACUGCCAGUCAGUGAUCAAAGACGUCCCACAGCAGUUCAAAUACUCCCCGCCAACCAUCUGCAGAAACCCUGUCUGCAACAACCGCUCCCGCUUCCACCUUGACACACACAAAUCCAAGUUCAUCGACUUCCAGAAGGUGCGUAUCCAGGAGACGCAGGCGGAGCUGCCCCGUGGUUCAAUCCCACGCUCCCUGGAGAUCGUCCUGAGGGCUGAGGCUGUGGAGACGGCUCAGGCCGGAGACCGCUGUGACUUCACUGGGACCCUCAUUGUCGUGCCCGAUGUCUCUCAGCUCCGCACUCCUGGUGUGCGAACAGAGACCAGUACUCGUGUAGCUGGAGGACCCCAGGGUUUUGAGUCUGAGGGCUUGAGAGGGCUGAAAGCUCUGGGAGUCAGAGAGCUUUCAUACAGACUGGCCUUCCUGGCCUGCAACGUGGCUCCGACUAACCCACGAUUUGGCGGUAAGGAGCUGCGGGAGGAGGAGCAGACCGCAGAAAGCAUCAAGAGCCAGAUGACGGAGAAGGAGUGGGAGAAAGUAUUUGAAAUGAGCCAAGACAAGAACUUGUACCACAACCUGUGCACCAGCCUCUUCCCCACCAUCCACGGCAAUGACGAGGUGAAGCGCGGCAUCCUGCUGAUGCUGUUCGGAGGCGUUCCCAAGACGACCAUGGAGGGAACCUCGCUGAGAGGAGACAUCAACGUCUGCAUUGUCGGAGACCCCAGUACUGCCAAGAGCCAGUUCCUCAAGCAUGUGGAGGAGUUCAGCCCCAGAGCAGUGUACACCAGCGGCAAGGCCAGCAGCGCCGCCGGUCUGACGGCAGCUGUGGUCAGAGACGAGGAGUCCCACGAGUUCGUCAUCGAGGCCGGAGCUCUGAUGCUGGCUGACAACGGUGUGUGCUGCAUUGAUGAGUUUGACAAGAUGGACCUGAAGGACCAGGUGGCCAUCCACGAAGCCAUGGAACAGCAGACCAUCAGCAUCACCAAGGCUGGAGUCAAGGCCACCCUGAACGCCCGCACGUCCAUCCUGGCUGCCGCCAACCCUGUCAGUGGGCGCUACGACCGCAGCAAGAGCCUGAAGCAGAACGUCAACCUGACCGCCCCCAUCAUGAGCCGCUUCGACCUCUUCUUCAUCCUGGUGGACGACUGCAAUGAGGUGACAGACUACGCCAUCGCCAGACGCAUCGUGGACCUGCACUCCCGCAUAGAGGAAUCUGUGGACAGACUUUACUCUCUGGACGAGAUCCGCAGAUACCUGCUCUUUGCAAGGCAGUUCAAACCCAAGAUCUCCAGCGAAUCAGAAGAGUUCAUCGUAGAGCAGUACAAGCGGCUGCGUCAGCGCGACGGCUCUGGAGGGGUGUCCAAGUCUGCCUGGAGAAUAACGGUGCGACAGCUGGAAAGCAUGAUCCGCCUCUCAGAGGGCAUGGCGCGCAUGCACUGCUGUGACGAGGUGCAGCCCAAACAUGUGAAGGAAGCCUUCCGUCUCCUAAACAAAUCCAUCAUCAGGGUGGAGACGCCCGACAUCAACCUGGAGCAGGAGGAUGAACUGGAUGAGGAGGAGGAGCAGCAGGAGGAGGAUGGAAACGCCAUCCCUAAUGGAGUGAACGGAGUUAACGGCCACGUUAAUGGUGUUAACGGGCACGUCAAUGGAGUCAAUGGCCACGUCAACGGUGUGAACGGCCACGCUGAGUCUGGCAGCCAGCCCAAACCGUCUCUCCGCCUGUCCUUCCCCGAGUACAGACGCAUCUCCAACCUGCUGGUCCUGCAUUUGCGCAGGGUAGAGGAGGCUGAGGAAGAGGAGGAGCUGAAGAAGAGUGCGGUGGUGAACUGGUAUCUGACGGAGAUUGAGUCGGAGAUCGACUCCGAGGAGGAGCUGGUCAAUAAGAAGGGUCUGAUAGAGAAGGUCAUCCACAGGCUGGUGCACUAUGAUCACAUCCUCAUCGAGCUGUCUCAGGCGGGGCUGAAGGGCUCAGAGUCAGCGAGCACGGACGAAGAAGUUGUUCUGGUCGUCAACCCCAACUACAUCCUGGAAGAUUAAACUCCUCUGAAUGCUCCUAUGUAAAACAUACAUAAUAGUAGCACUGGAGAUGUUAUUAGGCUUGCUUUGUGAGUUUAUCAUCUCUGUUGUACAGACAAUUCUGUGGCUCUUAAAAAAAAAAAAAAGGCAUUUGUUA